CGGCCCCACUCACAUUUUCCAAAAAAUCAUAGAGCUGUGAAUUAUUCUCAUCCAAGUAAUAGUGCCCCUCCAAGAAAACGUGAGCGACUCCACUGCCUCAGACAUUGGGUAUAAAGACGCCAAGUGAAGGAGGCGACUUCAGCAGCUCCCCCCACUCAAUCUUCAGCAGUCGAGAAUUCCAUCAGUUAUCGUCAGCUUCUGACUUGCUCUAAAACUCAGUGGCAACCAUGGCCCGUUCCAUCAACAUGCUCCUCAUGCUCGUCGGAUGCGUGAUUCUAGCAACCGCAGUCCUAGCUGAGGACUCGGUCUCCAAGAAGAUCGAAAUGCAAUUCUUCGAGCAUGACGGAAGAGAUGUCUUGGUAUUCGAAUGCAUGGAUAAAGAGUUAUGUCCCGCCGUAGAGUCGACAAUGAACACUGGACAGGGACAUAUCUACAACAACAAGGUCACCGCCACCUAUGACCCCGAAUCCGAGCAAAUGGGUACAGUCUCCGGGUUGUACUUCGCCACCUACCCCAAGAAGGUCACAGAGGUGUCCAGCGUCAAGGUUGGGGAUACCUCUCUCAUUCUCCGCGGUCGCUGGAGUUUGGACACCCAGGGCAACGAUCUGCCCCAGCAAGAACUAGCCAUCGUGGGUGGAACCAAAGGAUACGCUGGUGCAUACGGUACAUUGAAGUACACCAAGGUUGGCUCAAAGACCUGGUUGGUGCAAGCUUUGUUUUACAUCGACUUAUCGAAGGUCCCAACUCAGGCCUAAAAUUUCCAUGCACGCAUGAAGAGCUUGUGUGAACAGGAAUGGCUAGCUCAUGAUCUCAUGCUCUUUGCUAGCCUUAAGUACGGUCCUAGUGUGCACUAAAGGUUCAGCAGCCUAUCGAUAUCCGAUCAGUUUCUGUUGAAUUUUGUAUCACGAUGGUUGAGAGCUGUACAUGUAGGUAAAACCUAGCUUCUCGAUGCUGCAACUUGGUUCGCACCUGCCAAUUUAUGUACUGUGCGGAUUUCGGCUGCAUGAACUCUUGGUUUCUAAUAAAAUCACGGAUUCUUCAAUCCCUUCCAGUC
Messenger RNA from Marchantia polymorpha subsp. ruderalis, 1054 nucleotides. The record is from the annotation of a GenBank genome assembly. Lineage: Eukaryota; Viridiplantae; Streptophyta; Marchantiopsida; Marchantiales; Marchantiaceae.